AAGAUACAACCGGUAGCCGACCCAAGGCUCACGAAUUACAAACUACGAUUGAUCAACGCUAUUAUCCGCUUUUUAGACAAGCUCUCAUUGAGAAUUAUCCUAGAUCCGGAUUUUAAUUGAUAUAUUAACCAUGGCUGAGGAGGGCGGUGUGAAAAAGAAGCUUCCGAAAGGAGCAAAAGUAAAGAACAAGAUGCCUGCAACUGUUCAAAUAACAGCCGAGCAACUUCUAAGAGAAGCCAAAGAAAGAGAAUUAGAGUUGGUUCCUCCUCCUCCUGCCCAAAAAAUAUCGGAUCCCGAAGAGUUAGAAGCAUAUAGACUUAAAAAAAGAAAGGAAUUUGAAGAUAAUAUUAGAAAAAAUCGUUCUGUAAUGAUAAACUGGAUUAAAUAUGCGAAAUGGGAAGACAGUCAGAGUGAAAUACAGAGGGCUAGGUCAGUUUUCGAAAGAGCACUGGAUGUUGAUCACAGGAACAUAUCGCUUUGGCUUCACUAUGCCGAAAUGGAAAUGAAAAAUCGGCAAAUAAACCAUGCAAGAAAUAUAUGGGAUAGAGCAAUCACUAUCUUACCAAGAGCAAAUCAAUUUUGGUAUAAAUAUACCUAUAUGGAGGAACUUCUUGGGAAUCCUGCCGGUGCUCGUCAAGUAUUUGAACGUUGGAUGGAAUGGGAACCAGAGCCACAGGCAUGGCAUUCAUAUAUUAACUUUGAACUGCGUUAUAAAGAGUUGGAGCGUGCGAGAAUGAUUUAUGAAAGAUAUGUCCUUAUAUAUCCUGAAAUAAAAAAUUGGAUUAAAUAUGCUAGAUUUGAAGAGAAGCAUAAUUACAUUUCUAGUGCUCGAAAAAUAUAUGAAAGGGCGAUUGAAUUUUUUGGAGAAGAUAAUGUUAAUGAAAGGUUACUUUUAUCAUUCGCGAGGUUUGAAGAAAAUCAAAGAGAGCAUGAUAGAGCUAAGGUUAUUUAUAAAUAUGCCUUGGACAUUUUGCCGAAAGAUAGGAGAGAGGAAAUAUUUAAAGCUUACUCUAUCUACGAAAAACGCCAUGGAGAAAGGGCAGGAAUUGAAGACGUAGUUGUUAGCAAACGAAAAUUUCAGUAUGAACAAGCUGUUCAAGAUAACCCACUUAAUUGCGAUAAUUGGUUUGACUAUAUUCGUUUAAUGGAAUCAGAAGGUGAUUUGGAAACGAUUAGAGAAAUUUAUGAAAGAGCAAUAUCUAACAUUCCACCAACAAAAGAAAAACGACACUGGCGACGUUAUAUAUAUCUUUGGAUAAAUUACGCUGUUUUUGAAGAAUUACAAGCACAAGAUUCAGAAAGGGCAAGGGCUGUAUAUUCGGCUUGUAUUGAACUAUUACCACAUAAAUAUUUUACUUUUGCAAAAAUAUGGUUAAUGUUUGCUCAAUUUGAAUUGAGGCAAAAGGAUGUAGCUAGGUGUCGAAAAAUUUUAGGAACAGCUUUGGGGAAAUGUUCAAAAGACAAAUUGUUUAGGGGCUAUAUUGAAUUAGAACUACAAUUGAGAGAAUUUGACAGAUGUAGAAUUCUAUAUGAAAAAUGGCUAAUGUUCAAUCCUGAAAAUUGUACAACGUGGAUGAGAUACGCAGAACUUGAAAAUAUAUUAGGAGAUUCAGAAAGAGCAAGAGCAAUUUUUGAACUUGCUAUUGGUCAGUCCCGUUUGGAUAUGCCUGAAGUUUUGUGGAAAUCAUUUAUCGAUUUUGAAAUUGAAAAUGGUGAACAUGAACGAACGAGAGGAUUAUAUCUUAGAUUGUUAGAAAGAACGUCGCACGUUAAAGUCUGGAUAAGUUAUGCGGCUUUUGAAGUCUCAACGGGUGCAAAAAAUGCAAUUGAAAUGGCAAGAAAAGUUUAUGAAAGAGCUUACGACACACUGAAGGACGUUGAAAAUAAAGAGGAACGCCUUUUAUUAUUAGAAGCAUGGAAAGAGUACGAGGCUGAAUACGGUGAUGAUGAAAGUAGAGCAAGUAUCGAAAAGAAAUUUCCUAAUAAAGUUAAGAAAAGAAGGAAGAUCCUGGCUGAAGAUGGGAGCGAAGGUGGCUGGGAGGAAUUUUACGAUUAUAUUUUCCCUGAUGAUGAGAAAGCUGCACCUAAUUUGAAACUAUUGGAAAUGGCUAAGAAAUGGAAAGCAGCCGCAGCUGAAGAUAGUGAUAGCGAAGAAGAAGAGGAAUCUUCAGAAGAGGGAGAGGAGGAGGAGGAAGAAGUAUCUCAGCCUAAGAAAGCUAAGUUAAAUCACGAGGAAAAGGAUGAUUGAUUGUUUUUAUGUUAAUUAUUGUAAAUAGUAAUGUUGUUUACUUAAAAAAUACAAUCAUUUAUAUCGAAGUUAAA
This is a messenger RNA of Dimorphilus gyrociliatus, 2322 nucleotides long. The record is from the annotation of a GenBank genome assembly. NCBI's taxonomy places the organism in Eukaryota, Metazoa, Annelida, Polychaeta, Dinophilidae.